Molecule: messenger RNA, 3261 nt
Organism: Periconia digitata
Lineage: Eukaryota; Fungi; Ascomycota; Dothideomycetes; Pleosporales; Periconiaceae
Source: the annotation of a GenBank genome assembly
CAAACUUGUUGCUGGUAACUACCAACUACUUCCAGUACAUCAUGAUGUAGAUGUUGUGCACGGACCAUGUGCCACGGUAAGGCUGAGGGAAGAGCUUCCCCUCUAGCUCUCAUCUGAGCUUCAGUUACCCCACGACAUCGACGACGAUGCGCAGGCAUCCUGCAAAACUGAUUCAAACAAUCGACUUCUUACAUUUACCCCGGCCUAUGUGCGGUCACGUUCACUCUCGAUUCCCCCAGCCACCAAACAUCAAGCGCCACACCCUCAUAUCAGGCGCAGCUGCUGUGCUCUUGUUCCCGCCGCCGGCACUCUCGUAGCUCACUCUACAACGUCACACACCUCCCACACAAGAUGACCACCUUAGACGAUGGAAUCGUCGAUCAGUUCUUGAGUCUCCUUGAUGGAACCAUCAACCGCGAUCAAGCCAUACAUAUCCUCAAACUCUCAAAUAAUAACUUCGACACGGCGGUUGAAAAGUAUUUCUCCGCAGGUGGUCCUGAUGGGCUUCAGAGUCUACUGGAACAGCCCGUAGGGAAUGUCUGGGAUAACAGCGUCUUCAUGGCAGACCGGUAUGGACAGAGCGACACGAGUAACAGCAUUCCAACAUUCAACAUCGACUACGCACCUGGUUUGGAGCAUUACCCUCAUAGUGGCGGCCCCAGCGGCGCUCCCACACGACCUUCAUCUAGAACCAGCCAUCGUUCCAACGUCUCGACCCACGCAGGCGAUGCGCCGCGCCAGAGCGUCGAGACGGAGCAAGAGUCGGGCGUUGUAGGUAGCGGUGCGGCCUUUGGACCCGCCCAACAAGAUGCAUACUACGAUAAUGCAUCCUGGGCCAUGGUCCCCGUAUCACAAAGCACGGAAUAUGUUCCUGAUGCAGCGCUGCCGUAUCAGAGUCGCAGUCGUCACCAACCAGCUAUUCUAAAACCAUCUACCGGCCCUGAUUACCUCCCCGCAUUGUUGACCAUCCUACAUUCGAUACCGCUUUACCGAAAUGCUCUUCUUUGCCCAAAACUAACAAUUGACAACUAUUGGUCUGGAAACGAGUGGUGGAAGGGAAACGCGGAACCUCAACCACACACGAUCGAUGGCAACACUGCUUCAGCUUCGUCUGAUGAACAGCGGAUGGUUUACGAAAUACAGCGUUUGAUGGCAUUUUUGGACGACACAGAAAGAUCAUACGCGAGUUUGGAGGCAUUCUUUCAGCUCGACGCUUGGAAACAACCGAAUUCCUCAUUGGAGGAACAAGCUGACGACGAUCUGGUGAAGUUCUUGUUGAAGUGGAGCCAAUCGUAUAAGCAUCACCACCCCGAUGUGGAGCUUGACGGCGUGUUUCGAUCAACAAUCAAUAUAGGCAGCUCAGUUCAACAAUGUUUCGUACUGGAUGUCGAAGUUCCCGCAGUCUCCAACGAAGCCUUUAUCGAUCGCCAUCUUUACGAUGUACUGGACACUGCUCUAUUUGACUCCUCCGUGCAUAGUGCGCACAUCUCAAAUGCCAGCGACGUUCUUAUUUUUAGAUUGAGAUCGACACAAGACAGGCUGGACUGUGUGAUACCCGCGAUUCUGUACGCAGACCGUUAUCUGGAAGAGAACAAGCCUUUUGUUGAGGACAUGUUUGCUAAGAAGAAACGACAUGAAGGCGAAAUCAUUCAAGCGGAUCGUGAGAUUGACAAGUUUCAGUUCUAUAAACCGAAGAAGCCGGAAUUACCUAGUAAGCUGAAUUCUUUGGAUAUGAUUAAAGCCAGCAUGAAAGCUUUCGAGACGGAAGCGGGGGGAGGCGAAUCAGGCUAUGGAGUUGCUCUAGCUCAGCUCAAGUCUCUGUAUGAAAGGGUCGAGCAAAAGCUUGCCAGUUUGCAAGACGAGAAGCAAAAGGCCUGCGACACUUACCAGGAGGUUUCACAGGCAUUUCGUGCAUCGAUCAAUGAAGUGGAUAAACCCGUCGAUGGCGAUUCAUCGCGUGUCAACAAGCAUGCGUACAAGCUCCAGGGUGUAGCCACUUCUUCUACGGACUACUACCUCUUACAUCCAGAGAAAAAAUCAGAAGAUGCUAGUGAAACCCAAUCACGGCAAUGGUGGCACGUCAAAUACGACUACACUAACGGUGACGACGCGACGAUCGUGCGAAAUCCAGUCACCGUCGACAACGUCUGUGCCGACGCCUCAGCAAAUAGCGGCAAAGUCCUCCUCGUAUAUGCCAAUGAUGCAGCGCUCACAGUCGACUACAUCCAACUCUCAAAACCACUCCAGGACUUCGUGCAGGCCGACAAUGCUGUACUCGUAGACGACAUCGACCGCCAUACUACUGCCUGGGAAGAUUAUGACCCGCAAGAAGGCUUAACGCCCCUCGGUGGCUGGGACAUGGCAGAUGACGCUGUCAGAAGUGAUGGCCAAGAGCCUCCAGAGUAUGAUGAUUGGAAUGCAAUCAGCGCCAAAGAGUUCCAUCGAGCCAACAGUUACGACUACAAAGGAUUCAAUACUACAGUUGGUGGAGAUGACGGUGGAAACGACGCUGACUCCACUAUGAGUUCGACGACACUGACACCGAAUACCGAUAUCGAUGAUGAUGAUGAUAUUCAGGCCGCGGGCUCUGUCAUUGCGCGAGACACUCCGGAAAUGAAAGAAAUCAAUGGCGGUAUCGCAGCUUGGGCAGGAACAACAAGCAAUGCAAGCAGUGAGACGGUGGGUAUCGAACCCAUGAACAUGAUCAGGAACGGGCAAACACAGUCAAGCAAACCAGCAAUUGCUAGAACUGCCGGAGAUGGCGAUGUCAACAUGCAGGGUGUGCAGGAGUCGGAAGCCGUGAAGCCAGAGACCCAGCACACCGAGAAGACGACGGCAGACAAGACUGGGAGCUAGUCACUUUCUUAUCGCCAUGAAAUGAUUCCUAUUGCUCUUCUAUCCUUUUCCCUUGUGGCUGCGGAUGGGGUCUUCCGGGUCCAUGCAUGACGUCACGGUAUGGCUAUUGGGGUCUGCUCUUUGUUUUUCUUAAUAUUGUUUCGUGUUGGUUGUACACGUAUCAGGGGAUUUUGACCUAGCAUCUAUUUGGGCGUUGGGAGUUGUUCGCUUUGCGCCCGAAGUCUUGGUAAUCUUGGUAAAGAAAGCACCGGGGGUGGGAUAGCAUUGAGGGUUCGUCGUACGCUGUCUGUCUAAACUUCUUCCGGUGAUACACUUCCCACACCCACUCAUGUUGGCGCGAAGACUGUGUGUGCCUUCAAUCACCCAGCUGAAUUCUGGGCCAUGCUCUUUGUUCGCGUAUGGCUC